Setaria italica (foxtail millet) is the source of this 399-nucleotide messenger RNA. RefSeq lists its product as uncharacterized. NCBI's taxonomy places the organism in Eukaryota, Viridiplantae, Streptophyta, Magnoliopsida, Poales, Poaceae. The record is from RefSeq and is a predicted model, not a curated record. Bases 1 to 399 code for a protein of 132 amino acids. The transcript has a single exon.
AUGGAGCACCUCACCUUUGAGGUGGCCAAUUUCAAGACUUCUUACCAUGCUAUCUUUGGUAGGCCCAUGCUGGCGAGGUUUAUGGCGAUCUCACACCACACCUAUCUCAUCCUCAAGAUGCCAGAUCCAAAUGGUGUCCUCUCCAUCUACAGCGCCGUCGAGACGUCCUAUAAGUGCGACACGAAGGCAGUACAGCUCGCUGGAGCCUUGGACUACUCAUCCAAGGCCACCGCCAUGCUCGCCGAGGCCCAGAAGGUGGAGAAGGACCAGCUCACGAUCUCAGAGAUGGAGCCAAUGCCCACAGCGCUGCAGCCCGACUCCAAGAUCAAGAAGAUCUACCUUGACCUGGAAGACCCGACCAAGACGAUCCUCAUAGGGUCCGACCUCUCCGUCAAAUAG